Molecule: messenger RNA, 2778 nt
Organism: Camelina sativa (false flax)
Lineage: Eukaryota; Viridiplantae; Streptophyta; Magnoliopsida; Brassicales; Brassicaceae
Source: RefSeq, a predicted model, not a curated record
AUGAGUGCUUCCGACGACAACAAACAAGUUGCAGUCGCAACUAAACCCAUCAAGGAGGUAGCAGUGAGGGUACAAUUGAAUGGUGAAAACUAUUCAGAAUGGGCCACCGAGCUGGAAAAAGCUCUUCGUGCAAAGCAUAAGACGUGUUUCAUUGACAGAAGUUUACCAACUCCAUCAACCACAUCUGCAGACUACGAUCAAUGGAAAACAGUGAACUCCAUGAUAGUAGGAUGGAUUCGUUCCUCAAUCUCUCCAAAGAUCUGCUCUACGGUGACGUUCACACCUGAAGCACACAAGUUGUGGGUCGAUCUAAAGAAGAAAUUUGCGGUUGGAAAUUCUGUUUGUGUGUAUCAGUUGAAAGCGGAGCUUGCCGCUUGCAGACAAGAAGGUCUUUUAGUUUUGGACUACUAUGGAAAGCUUUCUUCCAAGUGGGAAGAAAUUAACAACUACAAACCAAUACACCAUUGUUCGUGUGGGGGGACAGCGCCGUAUGUCAAGGAGAAAGAAGAAGAACAGGUGUACCAGUUCUUGAUGGGCUUGGAUGAGUCUCGUUUUGGCAACAUUUGCACAACCAUCAUCGGCACUGAUCCUCUACCCGAUGUGAAUGAAGUCUAUCAGAAGAUCGUUCGAGAAGAGCGAAGGUUAAACUCAUUAAGGAAUGAGCACAAAUCUGAUGAUGUGGGUUUUGCUACACGAUCAGAGACUCAUUCCGAGUCUACAUCAUUAUUUGUACCACUGGCAGCAACAACAGGGGCUCGUGAGCGUGUGCGGACGUGUUCACAUUGCGGAAGAAGGGGUCAUGAGAAAAGAACGUGCUGGCAAAUAUUUGGGUUCCCGAAGUGGUGGUCGGAGAGAUACCAAGGGACUCCACAAAGAGGCAGAGGAAGAGGAAGCAGACGAGGGUCGUUGUCAGACAGAGGAAGAGGAACUCCACAUUUCCGCUCUAACGCUGCUCAAGUCAAUGUCACAACAACGUCACCGCUCCCAAGUUUUACACCUGAUCAGAUGGAGUCUCUACAACAUAUGCUGGAGCAACAAAAGAGCUCUCCAAUCCCUGAACGUUUGCAAGGUAAGAAUAAAACAGGUGAUGUUAUACUCGAUACCGAAGCAUCACACCAUAUGACUGGCGAUGCGAGUUGGCUUCUUAGUUUGACGGAUAUGGUGUCUUGUCCAAUUAAUUUUGCGGAUGGUAGUCAAGUACUUGCUCGACAGUAUGGUGUGUUGCCACUGUCAAAGAAGAUCUCGCUUGAAAACGACCGGUUUAAGAGGACGCUGAUUGGCGCAGCUUGGAAAACAAGUGAAGACAAUGGAACAGAGUUUAUGUGCUUGACAAAGUUCUUUGCGGAACAAGGGAUCGUCCAUCAGACAUCCUGUGUAGGGACUCCACAACAAAACGGUCGUGUUGAGAGGAACCAUAGGCGCGUACUCAAUGUAGCUUGUUCGUUCUUGUUCCAAGCACACUUGACCAUUAAGUAUUGGGGAGAAUGUGUCCUAGCCGGCACUCACGUUAUCAACCGGACUCCAACUACGAUACUACAUGGGAUAAGGAUAAGUUUGGAACUCGAAGCAGAAAGUGUGUAUUUUUCGGAUAUCCAUUUUUGGGAAAAAGGAUGGAUGGUUUACGAUCUAGAAACAAAUGAGUAUUUUGUUUCAAAGGAUGUAGUGUUUUAUGAAGACAAUUUUACGCUUGAGAAGAUUCAUUCACCUUCUUCUCAAUUCAUGGCUGAUCUCGUUCCAUUGCCAAAUGAGGAUGUCUUUCGUGAUGAUGACGUACAACAACAGUGUGAAGAAGAUGAGAAUCCAGUGUUCGAUGUGGAGCCAUUAAUCUUGUCAUCACCAACCAAUGUCGAAACAAAGGAGGUCGAAGCUGGAAGUGUCAAAACAGAGGAGACUGCUGAAACUGUCAAAACAGAGGCGGUUGCAGCUGUAGAACAACUUGGCAAGGGUUGCAAGAACAAGAUUCCUUCUGUUAAACUUCACGGCUAUGAAACUUAUAAUGCACGUGUACUUCCUGAUAAACAUCCAUUUCACGUUCCUCAACCUGACCAGCCAGCUUCCUCUUCGGUUCAAGAUGCUAAAUGGAGAGAAGCUAUGGCUAAGGAAAUAAAAGCUUUGGAAGACAAUGACACUUGGAGUUUAGAAAUGUUGUCAGCCGGUAAGAAAGCACUUGGUAGCAAAUGGAUAUAUAAACUGAAGUUUAACGUUGAUGGGUCGUUAGAGCGUUACAAAGCAAGUCUGGUAGUUCUUGGGAAUCAUCAAGUCGAGGGGGAGGACUUCAAAGACACUUUUGCACCAGUUGUUAAGAUGACAACAGUUCGUGCUCUUUUUGAGGUGACUGCAAAUAGAGCACCUCAAAUGGACGUUCAUAACGCAUUUUUACACGGUGAUCUAGACAAAGACGUCUAUGUGAAGCUCCCACCGGGUUUUCUAACGUCUCAUCCAACAAAAGUCUGCAAGUUGAAGAAGUCGUUGUAUGGCCUUAAACAAGCACCCGUUGUUGUCGUGUGUGGAAGUGAUCCUGCAUUGCUUGAAAGAUUCAAAGAUUACUUGAGCAAGUGUUUUAGUAUGAAGAAUUUGGGCCCGCUUAAGUAUUUCCUAGGGAUUGAGGUUGCUAGAGGACUAGAUGGGUUCUUCCUUUCACAAAGAAAAUAUGCACUUGAUAUUAUAGCUGAGGCAGGAUUGCUUGGUGAUCAUCCUCUGUCAUUGCCAAUGGAACAAAAUCACAUAUUGCUAGGUGACAACAUACCAAAAUUUGCUGAUCCUGCAAUGUAUAGAUGA